This is a messenger RNA of Thunnus maccoyii (southern bluefin tuna), 4630 nucleotides long. Its product is annotated as RAS guanyl-releasing protein 1-like. Gene Ontology annotation, cellular component: plasma membrane. The transcript has 17 exons. The coding region runs from base 1228 to 3390 and encodes 720 amino acids. Gene Ontology annotation, biological process: positive regulation of GTPase activity; Ras protein signal transduction. NCBI's taxonomy places the organism in Eukaryota, Metazoa, Chordata, Actinopteri, Scombriformes, Scombridae. The record is from RefSeq and is a predicted model, not a curated record. Gene Ontology annotation, molecular function: calcium ion binding; guanyl-nucleotide exchange factor activity.
CAUACUGUUAAUAUAAAGAAGUUAACAAGAGUUAAGAUGAAAAAGCCUUCUUGAAUAAAAGGGUUUUUAAGCUUGUUUUAAAAGAGUCUGGGGUCUGAGCUGCCCUCAGACGGUUAGGAAGGCUGUUCCACAAGCGUGGUGCAGCACAACUUUGGACAGUUACUCAAAAAGUCAUCAAUUACCGUUACUUAUCACUUAUUGACAAAGUAAUGACAUUAAUUUACGCAUAGCAGCCCUGUCAAACAAACGUAUCAAUUUCAAAGUCUCCCGCGACACCGACAUGUCGCAUUUUCAGCAUUUAAAAUGUGUAGAAAUAGAAAACGAGGCUUUGUUAAACUAUAGCCAGCCUAGGUUUAGAAGUUAUUCACUGACCAUCACCAGCUAACAUCAGCUAACGCAACAGCACUGCAGUAGUUCCGUCCUCACAGUGAAGCCGCAGAGUUCACACCAUAGUUGUCACACCCUCCCAACUCCAUAGAUAACCAAAACCCAGGUAACCCCAUAAACAUUUUACAGGCUUAACUGGCCAGAUUUGAAAACAGAAAUUGCACACAGUAAAAUGCAUUUCUUUUGUCCUUUGAGCAAUAUAUUUCCCCCAAAAAUAUUUAGCCAAGAUGCUAAUACUAGUCUAAUUAGAUAUGCUAAAGCUAACUAGUCUAGGCCUCUGGUUGCUAUGCACAUAAUGUUUUAUUUUCAUUUUAUGUCAUUUCCUUGUUUGUUUGUUUUUUCGCUCUACAUAUAACGGAGUAUAUCAUAUGUUUUGUAUGUAGUGUUAUGUAAAUUAAAGAGAGUUGUGUUGUGGGAGGAUCCGCUGGUUGUUAUGCACAUAGGCCUAAUGAAUUAUUUUAACUUUUCCAAUUUGUGUUUUUCACCCAGGUAGUAUCCUUGAUAUGAUCAGUUUGCUCAUUGUGUGUAUGCAUGUGUACUUAUAUUGAUAAUUAAGUUGAAUAAUAAAUUACAAAGAAUGUGUUUAUAGCAUGGAUGUAGGCUGUUUCUGAGCGACGUCAUCAGUGAGAUGUGUGGGCAUGGGUGUGUCAUGUGUUGUUUUUGUUCCUUAAACUGUACGAAUUGCAGAAGUAAUGGAUGGAGAAUGUUCAUUUUCCCACGAGCUAAGGGAAACUACCCAGGGCUGACAUCUAUCAAAGCCCCAGGUCUAGAGUUUCUCCUCCAGGCCGUCCUCACAGGUUCCACAAACCCAGCCCGGCCCAGACCGCCCCGGGUAAAUCCAUGAUGUCCCUGGGACCCCUCACCAAAGGGGCGAGCUGGGAGGAGCUCGUCCAGGCCUGUGUGCAGGUCUUCGACUCGGAUGGUUGUGUAUGUGGGAGCAGCCACUUGUUGAACAUCACCCUGACCAUGCACCGUCUCCUCAUCUCCUCCAGUGAUCUGCUAGAUAAACUCAUCACUCUAUUUAAAACAGCGAUGGACAACGAGCAGCCAACAGAGUGCCAGAGGAUAUGCUACCUCGUCAAGCAUUGGAUCCAGGAAUGCUGGGUGAUGUUCCGGUUGCACCACAGCUUGUCAGACAGCUUGGACCAGUUCCGGGAGCUGAUCAGAGAGCAGGGACAGGAGCAUCUCUGCUCUCUCCUAGAGACCAAAUGGAUAAAUGAGCGGGACUGGUCGUGGAAGGCCAGCCAGAAGAUCAAAGCUAACAGCAGUAAAAAGAGGAAAGUCUCUCUUCUUUUUGACCACCUGGAGCCCAUUGAGUUGGCUGAGCAUCUCACCUUCCUGGAGUUUAAGUCCUUUUGCAGGAUAUCAUUUGCAGACUAUCAGAAUUAUAUUCGCAACUGCUGCAUGAAGGACAUCCCUGUGAUGGAGCGUUCCAUCGCCCUGUGUAAUGGUAUCUCCCAGUGGGUUCAGCUGAUGGUGCUGAGCAGGCCGACAGCUCAGCUGAGAGCUGAGGUUUUCACCAAGUUUAUCCACGUAGCACAGUGUCUACAUCUUAUGCACAACUACAACACACUAAUGGCGGUGGUGGGAGGGCUUUGUCACAGCUCCAUCUCCAGACUGAAGGACACCACCUCACAUGUGCCCAGUGAGGUCACCAAGGUACUGAAUGAGAUGACAGACCUGCUGUCCUCCUGCAGAAACUAUGACAACUAUAGACAAGCUUACAACAGGUGUACAGGUUUUAAAAUCCCUAUCCUUGGCGUCCACCUCAAAGACCUGAUUUCGGUCAAUGAGGCCAUGUCAGACUACGUUGAGGACAACAAGGUGAAUGUCCAGAAGCUCCAGGCACUCUACAGCCAUAUUAACGAGCUGAUCCAGCUCCAGCAGAUCCCACCCAAGCUGGACGCUAACAAGGACCUGGUCCAUCUGCUUACGCUGUCCUUGGACCUUUACUACACCGAGGAUGAGAUCUAUGAACUGUCUUACACUCGGGAACCCAAGAACUGUAAAGCACCUCCAGCCACACCCUCUAGACCUCCAGUGGUUGUGGAUUGGGCACCAGGAGUGGCUCCCAAACCUGACCCCCGAACCAUCAGCAAACAUGUGCAGAGAAUGGUGGAUUCCGUGUUUAAGAACUACGAUCACGACGAGAACGGCUUCAUUUCUCAAGAGGACUUUGAGAAAAUUGCUGCUAGCUUUCCUUUUUCCUUCUGUGUCAUGGACAAAGAGAAGGAAGGCCUUGUCAGCAGAGAGGAAAUCACAGCCUAUUUCAUGCGGGCCAGUGUCAUCUGCUCCAAACUGGGUCUGGGCUUUGUCCAUAACUUCCAGGAGACCACAUACAUGAAACCCACCUUCUGUGACAACUGCUCAGGAUUUUUGUGGGGUGUCAUCAAGCAAGGAUACAGGUGCAAAGACUGCGGGAUGAACUGCCACAAGCUGUGCAAGGACCAGGUGGCGUUUGAGUGCAAGAAGAACACCAAAAUGACCACAGACAGUCCGACACCAAGCUCCACUCCUGUGACCAUGGGCACUUCAGAGGGUUCAGAAGAAUGUCCUUUCCCCUACUUAUCAGAUGACAGCAAAGACUGGAGCCCAGACUCCCCAGUCCCCUCACAUUCAAGGCCACGAAAAGUCCACAGUGGCACCCAGACAGAGGGACCCCAGCUAUCUUCUGCAACCUCCCCUGAGGCCAGUCGCUUUCAGCCUGCUCUGCUGGUUCCAACGUCGCCUGCUCUCACCUCGUGUCCCAGCCCAGUGCCCCAGAGAAAGCAGCGACACUGUGCCAAGUGGGAAAACAGAGCUUCUAUUGUGCAAAAGCCCAAAGAGCCAGACGAAGAAAACAAACCCGUGUAUGAAUCUCUAGAAGCGGACAACCAGAGGCUCCAUAAAGUCAAUGAGACACUACGUAAGAAGCUGAGGGAGGCGGAGCGGGAAGUGGAGAUACUAAAGACACUGCUGAAGAGGCACGCUCUCCACCCUGUGGAGGAGGACUCCUCCUCUUAGACACAUACAUACACUGGAGCUGCCCCAUAUGGCAGCAUGUAUAAAUCUGGAUCCAACUUACUGCUCAUGAACAGUGUAAAUAUUUUACCGGUAUAAUGAGACCCAGGCAUUUUGGCAUUACAUGGUAUAAGGUGGGAUUAAAUUCACCUAGCCAGUCAAGGUGUUCUAAUGAUAAUGGUCGCUAGCCAAUCAAAAAUGCCAAUCAGUGCAUCAUCAAUAAUGAGUUAAGGGUCAUUUUUGAGGUGAGUAUGGAAGAUUAUUGUCAGUUAUUAGUACAGUAGAACUUUUUACAACUUGAUUUUUAAAAGAAAAAAACACAUCAACAUUAUUUCAUAGUAUGAAAAGCUAAGAAAGCCAAUUUAGUGUUGGAGUGUUACAUCUGAAGAAGUGUGUAUAUAUAUGCAUAGUUCUCCCAAAGAAUGAAAAUCGUCAACAUGAGCAUUACUCACUGUACUCAACUAUUAAGAGUAGAUGCAAUCGGAAUCAAGUUUUCUGUGUUAAAGUUAUAAAAAACAAAGGAUUAUUGAAUGAAAGAGUUCAGUAUUUUAGAGUGGAACAAGAGAGAAGAAUGUGCUUGAUCAGCUCUUGGUCAAUUAAUGAGAUUAGAUAUUUAUGUUAAACAUAAAAUGGAAAUCAGAGGCUGCAGUAUUCAGCAAAAUAGUUUUAAAAAAACAAGAAUUUUGUGGAGUAUAUGACAGGUGAAUUAUUAUUAGUAUUAAUGAUAAGAUUCCUCUGAUAACUGCAGCAGACAGAUGACAUUUCUACAGUCCGGAUGGCCUCAGAUGUACAGACCUGUUGUUGCUCUGCAUCAAUGUCUGAGUUCAUAUCAAUGCACAAGAUGUUUUCAGUGCUUCUGUUAAUAUUUAUUGUCUGAAACACUACACAGUUCAUACAAAAAGUGAGAUAAUUGCAUAUUUUGUAUACUGGUACUUUCAAUUAAUUAUUUAUGCUUGUGUGUGUGUGUGUGUGUGUGUGUGUGUGUGUGUGUGUGUUGACAUCAUAUUGAUACUUUUUAUUUUUAUUGUGCAGACACGUCUUCUGUAUUGUUUUGUGGUCCACUGUAGCAGUGUUGUAUUGUGAAUGGGAGUCAUGAUUGCAUGUGUUUGUAAUAUGUGUGAUGUGCUGUACAGAGUAUCCAUGGUGCCACUAUAUACCAUCUUAGUUAUUUCAAGGUCCAUCCUUUCUUGCAGUAUUGUUCUCUUACUGUGAUAAUAAAUACUGAACAUUCUAUAUAAAGUCA